Empidonax traillii (willow flycatcher) is the source of this 2882-nucleotide messenger RNA. RefSeq names its product solute carrier family 4 member 9 (gene SLC4A9). Gene Ontology annotation, molecular function: sodium:bicarbonate symporter activity; solute:inorganic anion antiporter activity; monoatomic anion transmembrane transporter activity. The coding region runs from base 114 to 2882 and encodes 922 amino acids. Lineage: Eukaryota; Metazoa; Chordata; Aves; Passeriformes; Tyrannidae. The transcript is spliced from 19 exons. The record is from RefSeq and is a predicted model, not a curated record. Gene Ontology annotation, cellular component: plasma membrane; basolateral plasma membrane. Gene Ontology annotation, biological process: bicarbonate transport; transmembrane transport; monoatomic anion transport.
GCCAGUUUUAACCAGUUCACAGCUUUUAUAAGGUGUGGGAUGAAUGGGAUCCUGUGAGUGCCAGAGGGAACCCAAGCCUGUGGCUGCCGGUGCCGGUGGCUGUGCGAGUCCACAUGCCCGGGGCGGGUGGCAUGGCUCUCCAGGAGGCAGGGACCUGCUCACAACCCAGACCAGACUGGAGCAACCCCGGAGCUCCCUCACAGGCUUUGGGCUGCAGCAUCUUCCCUUCCAGGAUGGCCCCAGCGGCCAGACGAGCUGAUGCUGCCCCGCGGCAGGAUGGGGGGGAUGUCUCCUGCCCCCUGCUCUUCAUCCAGCUCAACCAGCUCCUCAGCACCCCGGAGGGGAUGGAGUGGAGGGAGAUGGCCAGGUGGAUAAAGUUCGAGGAGAAGGUGGAGGAUGGCGGGGAGCGCUGGAGCGCGCCCCACAUCCCAGCCCUCCCCCUGCACAGCCUCUUCCAGCUGAGGACAUGCCUGGAAAAGGGGACGGUGCUCCUGGACCUGGAUGCCGCCAGUUUCAAGGAAAUAAUCGAUAAGGUGCUGCCUGGGCAUCCCGAGGAAGCAGAGCUGCAGCCCGCACUGAGGGAACGCCUGGCAGCCCUCCUGCUCCUCCAGCCACGGCACCAGCCCACGAAAUCCCUGCUGCAGCUCCUCGCCGAGCUCGCCCUCUCUCCUUGCCGAGAGAAGGCCAAAGGCAGCUCUGAGCCCGGAGCCCAGGUCUCCAAAACGCCUCUUAAGGAGCAACUGAGAAACCGCUUUAGGAAGAAGAUCCCACCGGGAGCUGAAGCUGCCCACGUUGCUGUCGGUGAAGUGGAAUUCCUGGAGAAGCCCUUCACCGCCUUCAUUCGCCUCAGGCACGGGGUGUCCCUCGGCUCGCUGGCUGAAGUUGCUCUCCCCAGCAGGUUCCUCUUCAUCCUGCUGGGUCCCCCCAAAGUGAAAGCCUACCAGGAGGUUGGCAGGGCCAUGGCCACGCUGCUGAUGGAUGAGCUCUUCCAAAGGGUUGCCUGGCAGGCUGAGCACCGAGAGGACCUCAUCACAGGGAUGGAGACGUUCCUGGAUGAGCUGAUUGUGCUUCCUCCUGGGAAAUGGGACCCCAGUGCCCGAAUUCCUCCGCCGAGCUCUCUGCCAUCUCUGUGCAGGAGGUGGGCUGAGGGGGCACCCCAACCUCUGCCAACCCCUCUGCAGGGUCCUGGGGGAGCCAGCCCAGGGCACCCCCGCUCCGGGGAGGAGCUGGAGAGGACGGGCAGGCUUUUCGGGGGGCUGCUGCGAGACAUCCGGAGGAAGGCACCGUGGUACGGCAGCGACUUCUCUGACGCCCUGCACCCCCAGUGCCUCUCGGCAGUGCUCUACAUCUACCUGGCCACGGUCACCAACGCCAUCACCUUCGGGGGCAUGCUGGGGGAUGCCACUGCCAACAUGCAGGGGGUGCUGGAGAGCUUCCUGGGCACGGCCUUUGCUGGCUUCAUCUUCUGCCUCUUUUCGGGCCAGCCCCUGACCAUCCUGAGCAGCACGGGCCCCGUGUUGGUCUUUGAGCGCCUCCUCUUCUCCUUCAGCCAGGACUACAGCCUGGACUACCUGGAGUUCCGCCUCUGGAUUGGGCUCUGGGUGGCCUUUUUUGGCGUGGUGCUGGUGGCCACUGAGGCCAGUCACCUGGUGAGGCACUUCACCCGCUUCACCGAGGAAGGUUUCUGCGCUCUCAUCAGCCUGAUAUUCAUCUACGACUCGCUGAAGAAGAUGCUGAGCCUGGCAGAUGCCUUCCCCGUCAACUGGCAGUACCGGCUGGACAACGUCACCUCCUACAGCUGCACCUGCAACUUGUCCAGCCCCGGUCACAGUUCUGCAGGGAAUGACACGCUGCUGCCCUCGGCCCUGCUCCCCCCACAGCCUCCCACCACCCCAGAGGGGAUGAGCAGGACCCAGUGCCUGGACCGAGGCGGGCACCUCCUGGGCAGCAGCUGUGAGUACGUGCCCGAUGUCACCCUCCUCUCCUUCCUGCUCUUUGGGGGCACCUUCCUCUCCUGCGCCGCCCUCAAGCGCUUCAGGAGCAGCCGCUACUUCCCUGCGGGGGUGCGGAAGGUGGUGAGCGACUUCGCCGUCAUCCUGGCCAUCCUCACCGCCUGCGCUGUCGAUGCCGCCCUGGGCCUGGAGACCCCCAAGCUCCUUGUCCCCAGCGAGCUGAAGCCCACAAACCCCGCACGGGGCUGGAUCAUCAUCCCCUUCGGAGCCAACCCAUGGUGGGUGUGCCUGGUGUCUGUGGUGCCCGCCGUCCUCGUCACCAUCCUCAUCUUCAUGGACCAGCAGAUCACAGCCGUCAUCCUGAACCGCAGGGAGUACAAGCUGCAGCACAUCCCGAUGCCGGUGCUGUACGGGGUGUUCCUGCACAUGGGGGUGGCGGCGCUGAACAGCAUCCAGCUCCUGGAGCGUGUGCGGCUGCUACUGAUCCCGGCCAAGCACCAGCCAGACCUCCCGUUCCUCCGCCACGUCCCCCUGCGCCGGGUGCACCUCUUCACCGUCAUCCAGCUGCUCUGCCUGGCCCUGCUCUGGGUCCUCAAGUCCACAACGGCCGCGAUUAUUUUCCCGGUGAUGCUGCUGGCGCUGGUGGGGAUCCGGAGGGGGCUGGAGCGCAUCUUCCCCCCGCACGACCUGGAGUGGCUGGACGGGCCCCCGCCCGGGCCGGGGGCGGCGGGGACGGAGCGCCGGGAGCGGCCGGAGCGGGGCGGCGGCGCCCAGGAGCCCCUGAUUGACGUCCCGGCGGACCAAUUGUCUCGCGGAGAGUUCAGGAAGCGGGGCGGGGCGGAGCGCUCUGACCGCCUGGGCGUGCGCUCUCAGGGCAGCAUGCUGGGAGCGCGUGACGCGACGCUGACUGACGUGCCCCUCAGCCAAUAG